Molecule: messenger RNA, 2093 nt
Organism: Dufourea novaeangliae
Lineage: Eukaryota; Metazoa; Arthropoda; Insecta; Hymenoptera; Halictidae
Product: DDB1- and CUL4-associated factor 8-like
Exons: 12
Coding region: 119-1948 (609 amino acids)
Cellular component (GO): cytoplasm; Cul4-RING E3 ubiquitin ligase complex
Molecular function (GO): protein binding
Source: RefSeq, a predicted model, not a curated record
GCAAAUCGGAUUGAUAAUGAAUACAUAUGGAAUGAAUAAAAAUUAUAAAUACUGACAGUUAAGAAGUAUGAACUAAUGAUUUGUUGUGAAACAUAUAAUACUUUGAUGGGAAUAAAAAAUGGAUCUUGAAGGACAUUCUGCAUCAAGAAAAACAAGCGAUGGUUUAGAGGAUAAUGAAGUUUGUACAAGUGAGGCAAACACAAUGGUUGGAGUAAUAGAAACAUCAAACAAAACAGAUACUGAAAACAAAGAGAUAGAACAACUUGAAGAAGUUAAUGAUCAAGACACUGUUGAAGAGAAGAAGAACAAAGAAGUUCCUGUUGGUCAGGUAAAUGGUGACAGUGGCAUAUCAAUGGAGAAAUUUGGGGACAGCUCGGAUGAGGAAUCUAGGAAACGCCGGAAACUGAAUGUAGGUGGAAGUAGUACAUCGGAAUCUGAGGACAGUAGCAUGGAUAAUGUGGCAAGGUUUAAUAAAAUUGAAAAAACCAGAGUGAAGAUGCGUAAUUAUCGUAGCAAAAGAGCUUUAACAGAGGAACGCGAGGACAGUUUCAAUGAUAGUUCCGAAGAUGAUUCUGAAGAUGUUGAAAUGAUACAGCAAGAUAAGUCUCCAGCUUGUUUGAAGAAAGAAAAGCCAAAGCCCAAGUGGUUUGCGGUACCAGAACUUAUUUCCCGUGAACAAGGCAGGAAUUCAAUAUUUCAUCGGAGAUAUUAUGGUUCAUUACAUGUCGUGCAACGCUUCGAUCUUAUGUAUAAACUUGAAGGCCAUUGGGGUUGUGUUAAUAGCUUAAAUUUCAAUCAAAGAGGAAAUUUACUAGCUAGCUGUUCCGACGAUUUAGCCGUAGUCAUAUGGGAUUGGGCGGCAGGGAAGAAGCGUCACAUUUUCAACAGUGGUCAUACGAGUAAUGUCUUUCAGGCUAAGUGGUUGCCGUUUGAUGUAGAAUAUUUAAUGACCACUUGUGCUCGGGAUGGACAAGUACGUCUAUUAGAUGUCAGAACCGGUAUAUCACGAAACAUUGCUAAACAUGACGCACCAGCUCAUAAAUUAGCAGUUCAUCCGGAUACACCGUACAUUAUUAUUUCUGCUGGCGAAGAUGCUAGAGUGCUGUCCAUUGAUAUCAGGGAUGAUAAAACAACUGAAUUAGUAGUGGUAAAAGAUGGUGUUGAUGAUGUGGGAUUGUAUAGCGUUCAGUCCAAUCCACUCAAUAGCAAUGAAUUUUGUGUUAGUGGACUAUCUGAAGUAGUUCGAAUAUACGACAGACGAAAAGCAUCCACACCGUUGCACAUGUUGUGUCCUUCACAUUUGAUUGGAAAUUCACGAUGCUUACAUGUCACUUGUGCUGUAUAUAAUCAUAAUGGAACGGAAAUUCUUGCAACCUAUAACAACGAAUUAAUAUAUUUGUUUGAUGCAGUAUCACCAAAACUUGGAGAAUAUGCACAUAGUUACGGUGGUCAUUGUAACAAGCAUACUGUAAAAGGUGUCAAUUUCUUUGGACCAAAAAGCGAAUUUGUUAUCUCCGGAUCUGAUUGCAGUAACAUAUUCAUUUGGGAUAAGGAAACAGAAGCGAUUGUAAAUUUUAUGCCUGGGGAUGCGCAAGGAGUGGUCAAUUGUUUGGAACCUCAUCCACACAUUCCUAUUCUUGCCACAAGUGGUCUGGACUUUGAUGUAAAGAUAUGGGUACCUUCUGCUGAGCAACCCACAACCUUGGCGCAAUUGAGUCUUUUCGUGAAAUAUAAUAGAAGUAGUAGAAUGCAGACUAUUGUACAGGUACUACGGUACAAGAUCUGGUCAAUAUUGCCGCCAAUGGGCUUUGCUGAAAGACGUAAUCCAAAUACUGACGAUGAUGAUGACGACGACGACGACGACGACGACGAAGAUGACGACGAAGAUGAUAACGACAGUAAUAAUCAUCUACACAGAACAGAAAGAGAACAAUGUUCUGCAUUCUAGAGGUAUCGAAGCGGGUAGUUUCGUUUUUCAUGAACUAACAUUUACACAAAUCCUUGGAUACAGUCAUUGAAUGUUGACACCUAUGAUAAAGAUGUACAUAGAAAAUGAACAUAUAGUUCUAUAACCCUUUUUAACUUAUUUUUUG